Molecule: messenger RNA, 813 nt
Organism: Rotaria sp. Silwood1
Lineage: Eukaryota; Metazoa; Rotifera; Eurotatoria; Philodinida; Philodinidae
Source: the annotation of a GenBank genome assembly
AUGGCACCUGCUCAUCCAGUCUCUUACACUUGUAUUCGAUAUUCACUUCUGACAGAUCAGAUACUUGAAAAAUGCUCAAAUUUAUUUAAUAAGAAUUAUGGAAUCUGGAGCGAUGAUGCUCCCGUCCAUAGCAACAACAAAUUACAAGCCGGUACUCCAGUUAAACUUGGAGUGAAGCGUCUUCGUGAAAUGAUGCUUUUCAACGAUGCUUGUUUUCUUGUUACUGCGGAGAUUCGUUCAUUUGAUACUAAUCAGUUCGAACUUAUUGGUCAUGCUUUCUGUACAUGGACUAAAUAUGAUCGAUUAAAUGGAAAUGUUGUUUGGAUUACUCAGUUAGUCGUUAGUUCUUCUUACCGAGGUCAAGGUGUGGCCGGAACCCUGCUUUCAAUGGCUAAGAAUAGUAUUGAAGAUGUUGUUGCCACUGGACUCGAUACUUCUCAUCCUCAUGCCGUGAUCGCUCUCCGCAACGCUUGCAAUGGCAUUCCAAUCGACCUGAAAUUUAUAGCCGAUCAUGGAAAAGAUAUUAUUCGAGCUUGCAACAUUCCUUAUUUGUCACAUGCUCAAUUCGUUGGUUCUAUUUUCAACAAUCAAUCUGUUCUUCCUGUCAAUAACGAUCAACAACCUGUUUCACUGGUGAAAACAGACUUUUUCGUUGAUCACAAGGAAGUCUUGGUAAUUCUCAAAGAUAUUCGUGAGAAAUGGAAUCUUGGACCUCUUUUGGAUGGCCACGAGUUUUUGGUCGUGUUACCAACAACAUCCGUUCGUCAUUCCAAGACUUCUUCCAAUGGAUCUUCAUCUGAUACUUCACCAUAA